AUGCCUUGUAGAGAAGGUAAUUUAAAGCGUAGCUAUUGUACACACCUACAACGCAAAUUUUCUGGUUAUUACGAUUCUAGUCCAAAGUCUACAACUAGCAUUGGCACCUCUUUUCCGAGAUUUAACAUUUCACAAGAUAAUAAGAUUCUUUUCUCGAGAUACCAUUCUCGCUAUUUUCACGCGACCAAUUUCAAUAAUGCAAUAAUUCCAUUCGUACUCGCUGAUGUUGGUGAGGGGAUAACAGAAUGCGAAAUAACUCAAUGGUACGUUAAACCUGGAGAUCAGAUAAACGAAUUCGAUAAGCUAUGUGAAGUACAAUCAGACAAAGCAUCUGUUGAAAUAACCUCACGUUAUACUGGCACUAUCGUCAAAAUUCAUUAUAAUAUCGGGGAAAUGGCUAGAGUUGGAAUGCCAAUAGUUGAUAUUGAAGCACCUGAUGAAGUCAUUGAAUCAUUUGCGCCAGCGACUAAAACAGUAGAAGAGAAACCAUCGCCAUUAUCAUCGGAGUCACAAAAUUCUUUCAAAGGUUCUAUUGAACCCCAAAGUCCUAAUUUAGCAAAGAUUACGCUGGCUACUCCAGCAGUUCGGAGACUCGCAAGAGAGUUUGCGAUCGAUAUUUCUAAAAUUCAAGGGACUGGUAAAGCCGGUCGCGUAUCUAAAGAUGAUGUGCUAAAUUAUGUCGCGAAAGGAAAUCGUAAUAUUAAAGCGACACCGUUAUUAACAUCUGUGCCUACUACCACCGCCGCCACAGUGUCUAAAGAUGAAAUUGUGAAGUUGUCGAGUUUACAAAAAUCGAUGUUUAAAACUAUGACACGAUCAUUGCAAAUUCCCCAUUUUGGUUACUCUGAUGAGUAUUGCAUGGACAAAAUUAUAGAAUUCAAAAACAUUAUAAAUGAGAAUUUUUUCAAAAACAAUCGUGAUGAACUCCCAAUUAAAAAAGUAUCUUUUAUGCCAUUCUUUAUUAAAACCUUUUCAACGGCUUUAUUGGAUUUCCCGGUCUUAAAUGCGACAAUUAUUGAUGCGGAAGACGUAAACACUGCGAAAUUGCAUUACCGUAGUCAACAUAAUAUUGGGAUUGCAAUGGACACACCCGGCGGUUUAAUAGUUCCAAACAUUAAAAACGUGCAGGAAAAAUCGAUUUUUGAAAUUGCUCAAGAACUACAUCGAUUACAAGAAGCCGGAAAACAGAAUGCGAUUCCACCAGCUGACUUAAAAGACGGGACAAUUACACUCUCCAAUAUUGGGAUUAUUGGUGGAGAGUUUCUGAAUCCGGUGGUUGUGUCUUCCGAGUUGUGUCUUGCUGCUAUCGGAAAAAUUAAUCGACUGCCACGAUUUGAAAUGGUAAAUGAUGAGAAAAGUGGACGAUUAAGGGAAAAAGUUGUUGCAAAGAGUUUGGUAAAAAUUAGUUUUUGCGCUGAUCAUCGUGUGAUUGAUGGUGCUACCGUGGCGAGGUUCUCCGAAACUUGGAAAAAUUUAAUAGAGAAUCCAGUUCUCUUAUCCUUUAAAUUGAAAUAG
This is a messenger RNA of Ambispora leptoticha, 1515 nucleotides long. The record is from the annotation of a GenBank genome assembly. Lineage: Eukaryota; Fungi; Glomeromycota; Glomeromycetes; Archaeosporales; Ambisporaceae.